This is a messenger RNA of Necator americanus (New World hookworm), 516 nucleotides long. RefSeq lists its product as uncharacterized. The coding region runs from base 1 to 516 and encodes 171 amino acids. NCBI's taxonomy places the organism in Eukaryota, Metazoa, Nematoda, Chromadorea, Rhabditida, Ancylostomatidae. The record is from RefSeq and is a predicted model, not a curated record. The transcript is spliced from 6 exons.
AUGGUGCGCGGUUGUGCGAUUUUUUCUCAACUGCUACUUCUAUACGUUGUUCGUGAUACAUGGGGACUUCGGUGCUACGUUGGUGUUCUUGGUCAACCACAAUCGCGGAUAGUCCGAGGAGGAAAGUACUGCGGUGUGGUAUUUGAGUUGCCCUGCGAGGGAAAAGGGUUCUAUGAUCAAUUCAAUGCUGAUGAAAUUUGGAAGUCAUCACCAGAUUACUCAACUGAAGAAUCAUAUCCUGAAUGUUUUCAGAAUCCUUUCCCAGAAGAUCGUUCUCUCCAGUCUACAACAACAACAACUCAGAGAAUGACCACAACAAAAGAGGGGAAAUUGGGACCGUUGCUGCCGGACAUGAAAAAAACCAGGAAACCAGGAACAGUUGAAGAUCACACCAAGGACGCUUUCAAAAAAGAUGAAGGCAGUGAAAAAGGAAAAAAUUCAGGACAAAUUCCCAGACUGCAUUGUUCAUGCUUCGUAAUUUUUUACAUGUACAUCGUUUGGUUGCUGUACUUUUGA